Messenger RNA from Eurytemora carolleeae, 1227 nucleotides. RefSeq names its product dopamine N-acetyltransferase. The record is from RefSeq and is a predicted model, not a curated record. Bases 252 to 926 code for a protein of 224 amino acids. Gene Ontology annotation, molecular function: N-acetyltransferase activity. NCBI's taxonomy places the organism in Eukaryota, Metazoa, Arthropoda, Copepoda, Calanoida, Temoridae. The transcript is spliced from 9 exons.
CCGUUUUAAAUUUCGAUCAUAAUUAUUGGGGGAUUAACAUAGUAAAAAAGAUAGAUAAAUAUGCUUAUUUGUAAACAACUAGUUUAGUUUCUUGUACUUAGUUGAUUGGACAAUCCAGGGUAGGAUAAACAUAUUUUUCUUUAUCUGUGCAAUGCAAAUAUUAACAUAUUUUUAACCUAUGAGAUAAAUGCAAUCACAUAUGUUUACUUUUCAGUUUAGAGUUUCUCAGAAAACUUGUUUUGAUUUAAAAAAUGGAUAAUAUUCAAAUUAGGACUGUAUGUCAGGAUGAGCUGGAUCAAGUUGAAUUGUUUAUAAAUAACUAUUUUGUGAAUCAUGAACCUAUCAUGAGUUCUCUACAACUCUGCCAAGACGGAUACAGGAUGCCUUAUUUUGAUCGGUGGAUGAGGGUUCGAAUGGAACACCCUAGAGGAAUAACUUUACUGGCUGAAGAUACAUCUACUGGUCAGCAUAUGGGGGCACUUGUUGGUUUCAUUUAUCAAAGGGGAGAAGAAUUAGAGAACCCUGAUGUUGAUCCCAGCCACAGAUCUGAUAGGUGUCCUGAAAAAUUCAAGAUAGUUCUGGAUUUCCUGGAUUUUGUUGAAAACAAGGGUUUAGAGAAGGCUGGAUUACUGGGUGAACCAAGGGUAGAAUGUAUAUUUCUAUCCUGCAGACCUGAUCAUCGUAUUCCAGGUUUAGGGACAGCUCUACUACAAAAGAUGCAUGAGAUUGGAAGAGCUACAGGAGUAGAGCACCAAGUAGUGCUCACUACAAGCGCUUAUUCUGCCAGAAUUUGCAAGAAACUUGGAUACACAGAGGAUUUAAAUCUUCCCUUUUCUGAUUACAAGUUGAAUAACGAGAUAGUGUUCAAGACGAAUUCUCCACAUACACACUGUAGGUUCUGGUCUAGGCAUGAGCCUCAACGUUAAAAGAUCUGAACCAGAAAACAAAUCGAGAUAAAAUAACGAAAUAAAAAAGAUCCUUGAUUCGAUGUCUGAUAAUGUUACGGGGUAUCCGCAAAAUCUGAGAUUUUAAAAUUUGCGACCAAAAAUUUCUAAAAUGGCAUGACCUUUAAAGGAAAAUUAUCUUUGGAACUCAAUUCCGUUGACCUUAGCUAUUUUAAACUAUGAAUUAGCUAAAGGUUCAUAUAAACGAAGUUUAAAAUAUGAAUUGUUUACGCCAUCAGGUUGCAAAGAUAUAGGGAUUUACAGAAAGUUUACAGUUUCAGGC